Molecule: messenger RNA, 639 nt
Organism: Olea europaea var. sylvestris
Lineage: Eukaryota; Viridiplantae; Streptophyta; Magnoliopsida; Lamiales; Oleaceae
Exons: 1
Coding region: 1-639 (212 amino acids)
Source: RefSeq, a predicted model, not a curated record
AUGACGAGGCUCAACAAGGAAAGACUUCAAAUACCUGACCUUCACAUUACGGCAGCUGUCUUAGCCUUUACAUACACCAUAAGGUGUGAAGCCUUCAAGAUAUCCUUAUCGAAGACACCGCCACAAACAGUGACCGACCUCCUCACCCAAGCUGAAAAAUACAUUAGUAUGGAGGAAACGCUGAAUCCAAGGAGAUCUGGUCCUUCCCACGAAAAGGCUGAGAGCAAUAAGCAACAUGAUCCCGUUUCCCGACAAGAGCAUCCUUGGGAAAAGCACAAGAAUGAAGGGCCACUAGGGCCUCUCACCCGAUUGAAUAUCUCCAAGGCACAUAUCUUAAUGGAGAUCAAAGAUAUGAAAGAGUUGAAGUGGCCUUCAAGAAUGAAGUCGUCCCCUGACACAAGAGAUAGGAGCAAGUAUUGUGAAUUUCACCGAGAUCAUGGGCAUACCACGGAGGAUUGUCAAGCCUUGCAGCAGGAAAUUGAAGCCCUCAUUAAAAAAGGGCUCUUAAGAAAAUAUAUUUGUCAUGAUAAACGCCCGAGAAAAGAUCGUGACAAUCAAAAAGAGCUUGGAGCUGGAAGCAGUGCUCAACCCACUGUCGGGACCAUUAAUAUUAUCAUUGGAGGCAUAGCAUCUGGAUGA